This is a messenger RNA of Ipomoea triloba (trilobed morning glory), 931 nucleotides long. Its product is annotated as RING-H2 finger protein ATL57-like. The record is from RefSeq and is a predicted model, not a curated record. The transcript has 2 exons. Bases 193 to 834 code for a protein of 213 amino acids. NCBI's taxonomy places the organism in Eukaryota, Viridiplantae, Streptophyta, Magnoliopsida, Solanales, Convolvulaceae.
AACCUAAAUUGCUUUUGUUUGUGUUCUUUACGAACAUACAGUCAAACGUUAAACCUCAGCUCGAAUGAAUCUUUGUUGUUUCUCAUCAUCGUUUUUCACGAAUAACUUUAGUACGCGGUUUAAUGCUCUCUCCCUUAGUUCCUUUGUAAUUAUUGGAGCUUAAUUGCUUGUAAUUUUGUACGAGGAAAGGAAAUGGAGAUGGAGAUGAAUCUCACACUAAGUCGGAGAUUUCUGCAAGUAAACGACCACGAUUCUUUGUCGCCGGCCACCGAAAAUUCGAAGGAGCAAGCUCUAAGCCCAAUUACCGGAUUCAAUAAACCCACCUCCGCUUUCGACUCCUCCCUCGCGCUAACGGUUCUCGUUAUGCUCACCGCUCUCUUCUUCAUUGGCUUCUUUUCCAUCUACAUCCGCCACUUCACCGCCGGCGCCGCCGCAGGCGGCGGCGGCGGCGGGGAAGCUGAGGACGAAUUGCGACGGAGACACCCAUCUCAUCCGCCGCCGCCGUCGUCGACGUUGAGGUGCCACGCCGGCGGCAGAAAGGGCCUUGACCCCUCCGCCAUCUCGGCGCUGCCGGCGGUUUUGUACGGCGGCGCGGCGGUGCACGUGAUGGAGGAAUGCCCGAUUUGUUUGUCGGAGUUCGAGUUGAAGGAAACGCUGAAGAUUAUCCCCUGCUGCGGCCACGUGUUUCACUUGAAGUGUAUUGACACGUGGCUCUCCUCCCACGUGUCCUGCCCGCUCUGUCGGUCCACGCAGCUCUUCAACAACGUUGACGAUGUCCGGUUGGAUGUAUCGCCGGAAGUUAAUCGCGACGGUGAGCGGCGGAUCAACGGAUAACGACGACGGUUUUUGUGCACGUGCCGAUUUAUUUGUACAUUUACUACUUGUAAAGUACGAAGAUUAACAAAAAUUAAUUUCUUAAACAACGGACUAA